AUGAAAUUACUUCUGGCAAUUUGGGCACUCUUGAUUAUACUGGGGAUGAGUAUUCUUCCUAUCAAUAUGCAGUAUGCCUCAAGACCUUUAGAUUGUGCUACUAGUAAUUCUGCUACAGUUCAGAUCAAUGACGUCAUUUUAGGUAGCGAGUACGACCAAACGUUGGCUGAGGCUAAGGCCAUGUUUAUGGACAAUCUUCAUCUACCACACCUACUCUCAUUUCAAGCAAUGGAUAACCCCAUAUAUACCUACGAGAGUACAUUGCAGAACGGCACAUCCUAUUUGAUUGCUCCAGGAGUCUAUGAUCUCAUGUUAACCUUGGAUGCUACUGGUCUAAUGACCACAGACAGGCAAGCAACCCUGCUCAAACUACUGCGAGAUAUUGACAGCAGCACAAUGAAGCCACACUGUAAGUCAAAUCUUCACGAGCUAAGCUUCACUGAUGUUCGCAGUGGUCUUCAGCUCGACAUACUUCAGAAGCAGCUUGAGCAAAUAUCUAAUUUGGAAGAAGUCCUUACUACCUACCGCCUCUACCUUCCGGCUCCCACUCCAUCACAACUUCGCAACCUCUUUAUGACUUUCUACAGCCAUGCCAAAGCUGAUCUAGCCCAGGUGUUUGUUGAGUUACAAAAUAGCCGUAAGGCAUUUGCCCGUGUAGUUGACUACUAUGCUGCUUCCCACUCAUCAUUUCAUCCUAUUUCUUUGCCUUUUCGCGACGAUAUAUCCCUGAAAGGCCGAGUCAUAUCUCUUUUGAUUCAGAGCACCAUUGACAACUUCCACCACUUAUUUAACUGGACCAAAAAGCAUCCGCUCGUUCAGACUAGCCAGAAUGCCGACCAGCACAACGAUAAAAUAAUGCAGUAUCUAUAUGAUCAGACCGUGCAGUUUAAGAAGCUUAAACAAUACGCCAUAGCAUCUAGUGUCCGUCCUGAAGACAUGAAUGAAAGGUAUAUCACCCGACCGAAUCUAAGCCUUAAUAACUUCAAGCAAUUGGUUCUUCAGCACUUCUAUACCAAAGGAAAAGAGAUGCUUCGCUAUCUCAACCAUGUUCUUGAUAAGGAACAGGCCUAUGCCUACUACAUUCUCUCUCUUCAAACCAACAAUCCAGACACCAAAUCUGUCUUAGAUGUUUUAGAUCGCCAAUCUAAAUACUUAACCACCCAAAAAGAGUUUCUUAUCGCUAAACAAAAACAUCUCAACCAAAUCAAAAACCACCAACUUCCGGUUGAUUCUGCGUCGUACUACUUCACCGCUACCCAGAUCAAUGAGAUACUAAACAAUGACCAUCAACUACCCGGGAAGGUUGAAAACAACAUUCUUGCUUUGCCAACCAACGCCAUGCUAACACCCGAGCUUAGUUCGCAAAUCUGGAAAACACUCGAUCACAACAUCCACUCCUCACUCUUUGAAGCAUUCCAAAAUUCCAAUUCCCCCAACCCACGCCAGGUAGUCAAGACCGUCCAGGAAGACUUAGAAAACUACCAGAACGUCAAGCCCGCAGGAUACGACCGCUGCUACCAAAGCAUCACCCGCCGCAUAAAUCAAAAGAUAAACGAUGCCGUCCGAAACAACACACCCGAAAACUUCCCUUCCUGGUUCCAAACCAAAGAUACAUACUAUAAUCUCUCUAAGGAAGCCAUCACCGCCAACUCUAUAAACCACCUUCGUCAAAUCGAGAUAGACCAAAUUGCAAUACUAGCCACCCAUACCAUACACCAACUAAUCGACCGUAAGUUGCAAAACACCCAGUGCCAAUCCCUAACAGCAGACAUCCAACCCAAAUUAAACUCCCUUUUCGAUAGUCUGGUGAAGAAGUUCUCCCAACCCCAACCCAUCGCCGUAGACCAAGAUACAUCCACCAAUACAACGGGGACCAAUACAGCAAAGACCAAUACAACACCCACCAAUACAGCAGACACCAAUACAGCAAACACCAAUACAACGGGGACCAACACAACGGAGAACAAUACAACAGAGAACAAUACAACGGGGACCAAUACAGCAGACACCAAUACAGCAGACACCAAAGACCCCACCACCAUCUUGAUCGACAAAAUUAUCAAUUACUUCAAAGUCAACAAUGUUACUCUAACCGCCACCGCUGUAGCGGACCAUCUUUACGACGCCUAUCCAAAGCCCACGGACCCAUCCAGAACCAACGAUCAGGAACAGAACCCCGCUCUCUCCAAGCAACAGGGCACCAAUGCCGCCGAACGGUUUGUAAUGGUCUAUAACGAAAUGGUCCUCAACCUACAAGCUCGACUCCGCAACAACUACAAAUCCAUCGGCCUGGUUAUUCCCUCCGACCGCAACGCCGACCUAAACUACAUCGAUGGCGCCCUUGACAAAAUCCGCGCAAUUCUAUCCAUCCAUCUAGACAACACCCACCAAAUUAUCUUCGAACUUGCCAACAAGAAGAACAAAGCCGACAAAUCCUACACCGAGUGCCUCCAAACAGCCAUGCCCUAUCUCACCGACCACUUCCAAGACAUAGACCAAGUCACCCGCACCAAAAUCGAAUCCGUCAUUAGAGCAAUCCUACAACCACCCAGCCCAACAUCAUCCAACUCAACAUCAGCCACUAACUCAAAACAACCCAAAACAUAA
Messenger RNA from Nematocida homosporus, 2607 nucleotides. RefSeq lists its product as uncharacterized. The record is from RefSeq and is a predicted model, not a curated record. NCBI's taxonomy places the organism in Eukaryota, Fungi, Microsporidia. Bases 1 to 2607 code for a protein of 868 amino acids. The transcript has a single exon.